AUGACACGACCAGAGCUGUGGAACUACAGGUUUGUUGCACUCCGAACGUGGAAGGUAAAGCAGAAAAAGACAACCGUGAGCAGGACGGGGAAGUCUCUCUGCGGUGCCAGGUUGUACGCUGGGGAGCCCCUACCCGGCCGGGCUGACUCAUUCCCAGCCGCCUUCACGGCGGGCGGCGGCCACGCACACGCCCAUCUGCGGAGGGCCCGGCCCAGCUCAAGUUCCCCGCCCGCUCACGCCCAGGGGCCACCGCGGGAAUCUCCGCGCACGCCACGCAGCCUGGGUGGAGCGGCGCACGCGCAGUCCGGGGGAGCGCGCCAGGCGCCGGCCCCGCACCGAGGCGGUCUCUGCAGUGAACCAGACGCCAGGCCCGAGGCCAACUGGGAGGCUGAGUCGGACGUAAAUAGGACGUUCCAGCCAGUGUCGCCUGCGGCGCUGAGAAGACGGUGUGAGUCCGGAGAGGGUGGAGACGACGACUGUGACGGGCUUCCCGGUUGCCCAAAGUGGGAGUGGUGUGGGUUGCAGGAAGGAGAGAGGAAGAGGAGCCGGAGCGGGCCGCAGCGGCCGACGCUAACGGCCUUCCUGAGCGCUGACAGGCUGGGCCCGCGUCCUGCUCGCUCCACAGCGCGCGCCGCCGCCUGGGCCCCUCGACCCCUUGGGUCCGGACUUGGCGGCAGCGCGUCGGAGCGGAGGGCUUCUAUUGCAGCGCAGGGAAAGGCCAAAUCUUCGCCGCCGAGGGAUGUGAGUGAGAGCCGAACCCGCACGGGAGGGCCCCCGAGGUCUCAGCCUGGGGUACACUCGGACCUUUGCCUGCUCCAGGGGCUUCGCAGACCGUGGCCAGCCGGAGGCACCGGGUUUCGGAAGCAGGCAAGGCAACAAGAUGUGAUCUGUUUCUCUUCUUCAGAAGAGGCCCUUCCAUCCCCUUUCCCCGAAGAGAAAACGUCAUCCAAUACUCUUUCUCCUCAAGCAGCAGAAGAUUCUUAAUCUUUGAGGGAGGAACAUUUUCAAGUAAUAAGAGAUACCUAUUGAGAGGACACGUUAGCUGCUCUUGCUGGGGUUUCUGCUACCGCAUAGAAUGCUUCCUGGACAGUUUUAUCUGCUUAAGUUUGCUUGUCGGUUGAAUUUACCCAUUUUGCUUUCCGGUGGUUAUUAAUCUGUCCGGAGGAACUCCUUUUCUCUGAAUGAAAGGAUAGAGGCAGCUGAAUAUGUCAUAGGGGGAGGAGAAAUGUGGAGAAGGAAACUGCAAGUGGGAAUAAGCGAUGACGAUUGGUUUUGGUUUCAUAAUAGGUUUGUACAAGUUGGGCUACUGCAGGUAUUCUGAUGGAACACCCAGAGGAUAUUAAGAUGAAUAAUCAACCUUUUUCCUCCCUUUCCCUUCCCCCUUUACCAUUUUGGGUAUGAGAAUCCCUUGCUCCUGUGUGCAUAUAUCUUUUAAUAUGUAACAUAUCUGCAAACUGGAUGUGUCCAGCAUUUGCCUUAACAUGUAUUUACCGGUACAGGAAAACUACAGUACUUGCUGACUAGAUAAGCAUACAAUGCUUAUUUCUUUCUCUGAGUAUAGGAAGGGAACAUGGUUUUUUUCUCUACUUCAACUGGCUGUUUCUGAAAGAUGAGAUGCUUUUUAGACCAAAUAGGGACGGACCUUAACUUUGGGGUCAGAUCUCGGUUUGAAUUCUGGUGUUCCUGCCUUUUAAUAGUGUUAAUUUAAAAUCUCUUUGAGCCUCACUCUCUUAUAAGAUUGCUGUGGAGAUUGAAUAAAAUUACUCAUGCAAAGUAGUACAUUGCUUGGCCACUGUGAAAGUCAUGGCUAUUGUCCUGACUGGGUAGGCAAAGAAAGGAUGUUAGAAAAGGGCAGGAUGAUUGCAUAAGGUGAUCUGCCAGUGACUAGUGUUUCUUCCUUUUUAGUCUAAGGAGAAAAAGGACUUUCAUAUCUUGAACUGGUUGAGGGGUCUUAGAGCCUUUUUAUGGAAAGGUUUGACCCUUCUCUCUCCUCAUGAAUGCGUUACCCCCUGCAUUUGUGCUGCCACUACCUACUGUUGUGCUGCCCUCUUGUGGUUAACCGGGCUAAUAAUUUUCUUUUGCUCCUCCCCUUUUUUUUCCCUUUUCUUUUCUAUUUAGCCCCCUUCCCUUUGCUCCCAGUUUCUCAAAUUGUGUGCUGGGGUGCCCCAGGGUGCCAUUGAACUCAGGCUUGAACUGAUAAUUUGAGGUAGUUCACAGUUUCAACAUUAGAUUGACACAUUCCUUUCUACAGUGUCAUGUUUUCACAUAGCUGUAUUUUUAAAGGUUGCUCUGAUAAAAAGCGACUACUGUAGGAAAUAGAAUACUGGAAUGUGAUGUUGUCCAGUUUGAUUCCAAGUUUGAGAGUUUGUACAGAGCCCAACAAACACUAAAUUAUAAGGACAUUAAUACUUAAGUGGUUUGACACCACCCCCAUGUAAGUAUUUCUUUUGGUCUGGGGGUGCUAUGAAAAAAUUACUGAGUCUAAGGAUUCCCUAAAUGGAGAAAGUUUGGAAGCCUUUGCCUUAAUUUUUGGUUGGCUUCAGAUUUAAAAAAAAAAAAUUAAUGGAAAAACUGCAUUUUUAAAUGUUGUUCACUAAUUGAUGCCCUUCCCCAGCAAAGUUAUUGAUACAGUUAUUAAUACAAAGUUAGUGCCAGCUGAUCACAGCUUAGGAUGUUUACUUUCCUAUUUAAUAUCUUUAUAGCUACUAUCUAGUUCCUUUAUUUUACAGUGAUCCUAUUGCUUGUCAUUCUGAUUACUUUCUGGUUUCUCUAGUACUGGUUUUCUAUUAGUAUUUUUGACCAUCUCCUUAAACUUAACUUUGCCCCAUCAUCUUUUUAUGCCCCUUUGUAAUUUCCUUCCCUCUGUUGGCCAUACAGACUUUAAAUUAGACAUAAUCUUUAAACUGCCUCUCGUUUAUCUCACAUACUAAUGCAUUCACCAUAUCCUAUUCAUAUUUAUUUUGUCAUCCAUACCUCUGCUUCUCCCACUUUUACUACCUGAAUCCCAGGACUCAUCCUCAGCCUAGAAUAUUGGAAGUCAUAUCAACCCCUUUGAAUCCAGCAUCUCUUCCUUCUAUAAAUACCACUCUGAUACUCCUUUUUGUGGCACUCUCUUGCUCCCAAAUCCUCAGUGGCCUCCCACAUGCCACCUAUUAAGUUGAACUUCUUUUUCCUGGCUUUCAAAAUAUUCUGUCAUCAGUCCCUGCCCUGUUUAUUCAGUUUUGUCUAAGGACCUUCAGCAAGCAUCCUCUGCUCUAGUAUUGCAAGCUGUGUCUCAUACUUCCUAGUAACAGGUAAGCUUAUUCUGUUUUUUAACUUUCACAUGUUUUCCAUCCUUCUUCCAGUAAGUCCGGUUCUACAUCCUAUUGCAUGAGUCACUAGGUGUGGAAUAACUGAGCAGAGCCUCAGUCUCCUCAUCUGAAAACUGAGAAUUGUACUUUUUCUGUAAGCUCGUAGUGAAAAUUACAUGAUACGUGAAAAACCCUCAGGAAUAGGGCCUGGCACAUUAAGGACUCCCAGACGUAAAGUAAACUCCUUUAACAAUAAACUAUUGUCAUAAUUAUACAAUGCUCUGAAUAUAAUAAGCUAUUAUUAUUAAAACAAUUUAUUACCACUACUACUAAGUUAAAAGUUCCACCUCAUUCGUGAAAAUGUUUCUCACUAACUCUUGCUUUUUUCCUCUCUACAGUUCUAUAGUUCUUUUAGUCUUAGCAUAUCAUCAUAUAGUUUAAUUAUAUAUUAUACUUUGGUUGUUUGAUAAUUAUUUCUCUGUUAGCCACAUCUUUUCAAGUUGAUUGUGUAUGAGAAACAAAAUUUAGAUUAAACCCACACACAUACAAACCCACAAUGCUGAGUACAUGGGGAACAUUCAAGAAAUGCUGUGUAUUAAAAAGGUAUUUUAGGCCAUUACCAGACAAAUAUUUAUUCAUAUCUACAACAUAAAGGUACUUUGCUAUAUAUCCAAAAGAGAUGCAGAAAAAUGUAAAGCAGGUUCCUUUCCUUGAGGACUUAUAAUGUAAUAGGGGAGAUAGGCAAAUAAUAAAAGGUACAAAUCUCUGAUACCAUAUAAGGUUGAAGUGAGCAGACAAAGAUCCAGAGAAGAGGUAGAGUCAAAACUGGGCAGAAUUUGAUUUUACAUAAGAGGAAGGAACUUGUAUAGGAAGUAAAGGCAAAAUACGCAGGACAGGCUCAGAGAACAGUACAUAACAAGUUGACUGAAGUGAAGGUUUGUGUGGGAGAGUAGUAAGAAAUCAGGUGAAAAUGUUUGGGAUUAGAUGGAUGGAUGUCUUUAAGUGCAGGGUUAGAAGAAUGUACUUUGAUUCAUAGGUAAUAGACAAGCUUUAAAGGUUUCACAGUGAGAAAGAACUUGCUUAAAAAAGGUAUUUUAAGAAAAUCACAGUGGCACCAGAGCUGGGUAGAGUAUGAGUUGGAAAGAGAAGUGAUAGACCUAGGAAAUCAUCUAGGCCUGGGGUAGUGAGAAUUUGAAUUUAGUAAAAAUAAGACUGGAGAGAUGUCACGCAAGACUUUGUUCUGGACUGGCUAAGGAAGGAAGAUGUAGUGCGGGGAAGGGGAGGAGUAAUCAGAGAUGACUGAAGUUUUGAUCCUCAGUGACGAGAAAUUAGAGUGUUGAGAACAUGUGCAUUAGGAAACCUAGAGAGGUUUAAAAACAUGGCCAAAGACACUCAUUUAGUUGGUGACAAAAAAAAGAACAAGGAUUUAAUUAACGACUGUACUGACAGAAAUAGGUAUGAAAUAUUAGCUAGUUGAUGGGGUACAGACAUCUGGGCUUGUAGUUUGGAUUUGUUGAGUUUGAGGUGACAGUGAGAUAAGCAUGUGCAAACAGAUCACCAGAGAGUGGGACGAUGUGAAUAGAACUUAGUAAAGAAAUGUAAGGCUGAAAUUGUUGUGCUUAGAGAGAAAAGCAGGGGAUCUGAGAUUGAGCCUUGGGAACUGCACAUACUUGGAGAGUGAGUGAAAGAAGAGGAAUUGGCCAAGGCACCAAGACAGAGCAGUUAAUAUGAGAGGCAAGUGAGUGGGAAGGUUAAGAAGGUGGGAGUGGUUAUCAAGUUGAUCAUGGUUGAUCACUGCCAAAAAGUGAGAAGACUCACAAUUGAAAAAGGUCUUAUAAAUGUUUACUGGUGUUUUUAUUAAUAUAAAACCUAGAAAAGCAGAAGAAAGAAGAAAAUUGCUUAUGGUUUUCCCGUGCAGAAGUAACCACUGCUAAUAUUUUGUUCUCUCUAGUGUAACAGACAACCUCUGAAUUUGAUUUUUGGUUGAUUGAUGGAGACUUUUUUUCAAAGCUCUCCAUCCCUGCGACUAAUGAUGAGAAUUUUAGACAUAGUAAAGACCAGAAGGUAUUUUUUGAAAGAAUGUUUGUCAUUUAUCUGUGUCCUCUCAUAUUGUACUACAUAGGCCCCCAUAUUUCUUAUGGGCAUUAUUCCUGCAUUUGUAUUAUCUGAAUGAGUGGACAUUAAGUGGUUAGCAUUAAGAUAUUUAGUGGUCUGUCAGGGUAGACAAAUGACUGUUGGUGCAGUUGUAUUGGUAAGAUCUGAAUAAAAUGCUGCUGCUGCGUCUCUUCAGGCGUGCCCGACCCUGUGUGACCCCAUAGAUGGCAGCCCACAGGUUCCCCCGUCCCUGGGAUUCUCCAGGCAAGAACACUGGAGUGGGUUGCCAUUUCCUUCUCCAAUGCAUGAAAGUGAAAAGUGAAAGUGAAGUCGCUUAGUUGUGUCCGACUCUUAGCGACCCCAUGGACUACAGCCUACCAGGCUCCUCCAUCCAUGGGAUUUUCCAGGCAAGAGUUCUGGAGUGGGUUGCCAUGAUAAGGGUAUUAAUUGCUAAAAGAAAAGAGAAAUUCUUAUAGAUAACUUAGAAUACUGAAGGUAGCAUAUUUUAGGAGUAUUCAGAUUAGGAGAAUUGGAAAAGGUAAAAGGAAGUGUUACCUGUUUUUGAAAACUGUAUGGUAGAGCUACUCUGGAGGUGACUGAGGUAGAUAUAGUCUAUGGGCUAUUUGUUUUGCUUGAAUGCAUAUUUUUAUCUUCCCAAGAACACUCUUCUGCCUUCUUUGUUGAUAUCAGUCCUCGAGAAUGGGGCAUUCAUUAUUGAUUACUAAGUUAUUUUAGUUUAAUAAAUUCUGAUUAUGAAAUAUAAUUCCACUAGGUAAUAUUUUUAUAAUAUAAAAGGUAGUAUCAUGUGAGAAAGUAUACUGUUUUGGAAAUCAAGAUCAAAGACUGAGUGCUGUUAAUAUGGUGUGUGACUUGGAGCAAAUCACAUAAUCAAGUGAGUCUUGUUUUUUCCUCAUUUAGAAAAUGAAGGAGUUUUUAAAAAAUUUAAGUUUAAGAGAUAAAUGGCUUAAAUGUUUGUAACAAAAAAACAGCAGCCCUUUGCCUCUACCCGCUUCUCCCCCCAUCUCUCAUUCAUGUUCAUCAGGAAACCACUUACAAACCUUACGAGGGUGUCUUCUGGUACUUCCCUCUAUUUUCUAAAUAACACAACCUACCAUCAAUAGACCCUCUCCUCCAAUUCUGUAUCUGUGUCUAUACUCUGCCCUUUCCCCCCUUUACAAUGUAUGUGCUGUUCAGUGUCCCAUGUAAGGCUUCUUCAUCUGUUUGGGUAGAGGAACCCAUCCCCUUUUACCUUCAAGGACUUUACCAUUGUAUUUCUUUCUCUUUGUCUUGCAUUCUCCAUUUUUCCUCUACUGGAUCAUUUCCAUUAGUAUGUAUUUUUGUUGCUAUUGCUUUAUGACAAGCCCAUCCGAAAACUUAGUGAAAUAAAAUAGCUGCUUUAUUAGACUCAGAUGUUUUGAGUCAGUACUUAAGAUCAGGCACAUCAGGGAUGGCUUGUUCCUACUCUUCAGUGUCUAGGACAUCAGUUGGGAAGAGCUGCUAGCGGGGGUAAUGUGAAGGCAGAGGACUAGAAUCAUCUGGAGGUAUCUUCACUCACAUGACUGGAAGUUGACACUGGCUGUUUGACUUGAGAUCUCAGCUCAGGCUCUUCACUGGAGCACGUAUCAAUACAUGUGGCUUGGACUUCGUUAAAACAUCAGGGGCUCAGGAUACUUGGCUGUCUUACAUGAUGAGUCAGGGUUUAAAAGUGAGUGUUUCAGUGAACAUGGCGAAGGUAGGGUGAAGAAUAGACUCUGUUAAUCAUGUUAUUGAACUAGGUUCACUUGCCUGAUGUGCAGCAAGACACAUGCUGAGGUAGUAAGUUCGCAGCAGAGAAAAUGUUUACUCACAGGUCACAGCUAAGUGAGGAAACCGGAGAACAAAUCUCAAAUUUGUCUCCCUAAAGGUGAAGGUUUUGAGAUAUUUAAGGGAUAAAGGAGCAGGGUGGUCUGAGGCACGGGGAAGGGUGAUUGGAUGCAGGCAAAAGGUAUAGUGAUUGAAGUUCUCCACGGAACUGAACUACAUGCUUCUUCACGGGGUGCAUGUUCAGAAAUUGGUGGCAUUAGCAUGAUCUGAGGGUGGAGUUUUUAGCCUUCUGAUAUAAAAAGGUGAUGCAUUGGAUACUCAGGUAGGCGUAGUUGAAUUAGACUGGUGGUCUCAGCUGGUUUGAGCUUGUCAAGAUCUAGCUCUGAGUUCCUGAGAAACAACUUAAGCAACCAUUAUUAUAGUGAUUCAUACAUCAAAGGUGUUAUCUAUGAGAAAGCUAUUGGGAGUUUAGAUAUAUUGCUUGGCUAGUGACUGUUAGCUAUAUGGAUUCUUAAAAAAUUUUACUUAAUUAUUUUCGACUGUGCUGGGUCUUUUUUGCUUUGUGCAGGCUUUCUCUAGUUUCAUUGAGUGGGGGCUGCUCUCCAGUUGCAGUGUAAGGGUUUCUCAUUGCCCUGGCUUCUCUUGUUGCAGAGCAUGGGCUCUAGUGCACGUAGGCUUCAGUAAUUGUGGAAUGUGGGCUCCGUAGUUGUGGCUUAUGGGCUCUGGAGCAUGGGCUCAGUAGCUGUGAUGCACAGGCUUAGCCGCCCCACCGCAUGUGGAAUUUUCCCGAACCAGGGAUUGAACCCAUGUCCCUUACGCGGAAAGGUGGAUUCUUAACCACUGGACCACCAGGGAAGUCCUUGAGUUUACUUUUGUGUAUGGUAUUAUGAUGUGUUCUCAUUUCAUCAUGUAAAUUUCAUCAUACAUGUAAAUUCAUCAUGUAAAUUUCAUCAUACAUGUAAAACAUGUAGCUGUCCAGUUUUCCCAGACCACUUAUCGAAGAAACUGUCUUUUCUCCAUUGUGUAUUCUUGCCUCCUUUGUCAUUGAUUAGGUGACAGUAAGUGUGUGUCACCUGGUAGAUAUUUCGUCAGUGUCCAUUUUAUGCUGUGCACUGCAUGUAUUCCUGGAGAGGGAAAUGGCAACCCACUCCAGUAUUCUUGCCUGGAAAAUCCCAUGGACAGAGGAGCCUGUCAGGCUACAAUCUGUGGGGUCACAAAGAGUUGGACACGACUGAGCGACUAAACCACUGCAUAUAUUAUUAAGGAUAAGUCAGUGAAUAUCAUCUUUAAUAUCGUGGUAUUCUCUUGACUAAGUAUACUAAGGAUCCAGAUGUAAAGAGAAGUAUAAUGUGGCAGUGAAAUAAAGGCAUAUACUCAUUGCAGAGAUUGUCUCUUAGGAACAGUUACAGUAACUGUCAAGUAAUUUUUAGAUUUUGUUAUGCCUUUUAAGAGUUUCCUUUUUAAAAAAAAUUUUUUUUUCGAACAUGCUUCCUUGUGGUCAGUUUUUAUAAAUGUUCCAUAUGUGCUCGAAAAAUAUAUUUUAGGUGGAAAGUUGUAAUAUAUUUGUCAUUUUUCUAGUGGAUUGUCUCUUAUCAGUUUAUGGAGCUCUUUGUGUAUUAGAGAUAUUCUUUGAUAAAUGAAUUGCAAAUA
Messenger RNA from Dama dama (fallow deer), 8837 nucleotides. Its product is annotated as translation initiation factor IF-2. NCBI's taxonomy places the organism in Eukaryota, Metazoa, Chordata, Mammalia, Artiodactyla, Cervidae. The transcript is spliced from 5 exons. The coding region runs from base 1 to 984 and encodes 327 amino acids. The record is from RefSeq and is a predicted model, not a curated record.